GACUUAUCAAAAAGUUUUGCAGUAAAGACAGCAGUGAUUCAUCGUCUCUCAUGACAUCCGUGGCCCCCUGUGUUAUGAAAGCCUCCGAUGAGUUGCGGACAAUUGUGACAGGGUGUCUAUCAGGGGACGCAUCUAAUAUGUUGUCUAAGUUAUGCAAUUCCGAGUCCAGAGCUGAGAUGACUAAAUGUAUGGGAACUGGAUUCUCCAAAAUUACCGACCGAUCAGCCAGACAAGCGAUUAAGGGAUCAAUUAAAGAUAUAACCGCAUGUCUCCAAAAUGUCAAUACAGUCGACGAUGAGAUACCGGAGCUCUCAGAGCGCAGCCUAAACUUAAAAAAGAUGAAAAACUCGAAGGCAUCAAAAGAUGUGAAGUGGGAAAAGGGUCACAAAAGGGGGAGGGGUGGGAAUAAACUGCAUAAAACUCGACACAGCAAACACGGUAAACAUGGCACAGGUAUGGGUACCGGUAUGGGCGCCGGUGUGGGCGCCGGCAUGGGUACGGGUUUAGUGUCCAGUUUAUUUGGCGGUAGUGGUGGUGCUAAUCCAAUGAAACCCAUGCAACCAAAUGUACCAGGAACAGUGAUUGACAUCGGUGUAGAUGAGCAUGGCAAUUUUAUACCAACUGGUGUAUCAGGGUCUAAUGCUGGUGGUGUGGUGGUGAAGGACCCAAAUGGAAAUACCAUUCCCUGGAAUGAGUUCACAAAUACUAAUAAUAAUAAUAAUAAGCCUAUUACUGAAAACACAGCAAAUACUGGCAAUACAGGCAAUGCUGUGGACAGCGGAUACGGUAAAGGAUCUGAAGUGACAACCGAUGAUGACUUGGAUGAGGGUAUGGAUGAAUUCGGACGCUUAAUGAAAAGGAAAGGGAAAGGCACCUUUUAU
Messenger RNA from Oppiella nova, 881 nucleotides. Lineage: Eukaryota; Metazoa; Arthropoda; Arachnida; Sarcoptiformes; Oppiidae. The record is from the annotation of a GenBank genome assembly.